AUGAGCACUGAAGACAUCUGUUCAUUUGGAUUUGUGUGCGAAUUGAGGGAUGAUAUAGCAAAAAUUUACACGAUUGAGAAUGGAAUAGUUGAGAUUCAAAACACUGAAGAGUUGGAACUAGGCACCUGGUGCGAAUUUGCUAGUAAUGAAAUUGAGAGAUGUAUGAAUUUCAAAAACGAAAAAUGUGAAGUUUGGGUGGAGGAUGAAGAAGUUUUUGUAAAAGUCUUGGCAAUUGGUCCCAAUGACUUUGCUCUUCCAAAGGACAUAAGAAUCAAAUAUAAAUAUGCUGUAUGGUCGCCAUUUCUCAAGUUUUUGGACGAUGAAGAGAAUCUCUUCAAGGACAAUAUUAGAGGAGGAGACGUGGUCGAGCUAGAUGUAUUAAAGCCAUCAAGCGGAAGCAAAGAGUUCUGCUCCUAUCUGUUCUGCCCUGCAGUUGGACUUGUUCGGUGGGUUAUAACAGAAUUGGAGAACACCCCAACGCCUUCUUCAUCAAAACCGGCCCAAUACAAUGUAGAAGACGACAUGUGCAAAGCCGACAAACGUCUUGGCUCCUGGGUGUCAUUCAAAUUAACAGAAGCAAAGAAAUUUGGAAAAGCCAAGGAUUCCAUGGGGGUGAAAGCAUUACUAAGAACAACGGCUACGCAGGCCAAAGAGGUGCAAAACCCUCCAAGAGAGACAAAAGUCGUGAACGGAGAAAUUGAGAUUGAAACCAGUUUCCUCUUUAAUAAAAACAUGCUAGAAUUCGAAGGAAGCCGCUUAAUUGGUGACUGGCGUGUCAGACACCAGCAACUAAAGAAGGAUGCCCAUUUUUGGGACGUCUACUUGGGACGAGUGGAAGUGUACUUAGACACCUCGCGCUUAAUUAUUGAGACAAUCGAGGCUCACCGAAACAACUUAGAUCCUGAGGAGGCAAAAAAACUUGAGAAUGAAGCCAUUGUUGUCUCUAUCACUGCAAUCGUUGAUAUAAAUCAUUUACAAAACUUCGAGAAGUACCCAGAUCGAGGAUUUUUUACUGCCAAGGUCGUCGACACCAUCUGUUAUCUCAAUGGUGGAAAAAUCAUCUAUAAGAAAUAA
This is a messenger RNA of Caenorhabditis remanei, 1074 nucleotides long. RefSeq lists its product as uncharacterized. NCBI's taxonomy places the organism in Eukaryota, Metazoa, Nematoda, Chromadorea, Rhabditida, Rhabditidae. The transcript has 7 exons. The coding region runs from base 1 to 1074 and encodes 357 amino acids. The record is from RefSeq and is a predicted model, not a curated record.